AUGGACGACUUUGAAUAUUUCGAUCAUCCAGAUGCUACAGAUGAGGAGUUCCAAGAUCACGAGUUCUGGGCGCGCAUGAAGCACCAAUAUUGGUGCUAUAUCAUCAUGGAUUACACGCACCGCGGGAUGACGAAGUCCAAGGAUAGGCUUGUCGCUAUAGCCGGUAUAGGGAAAGCGUUGAGUCGGCAUACGAAGAAUAGAUACCUAGCCGGAUUGUGGUCGGAGCAUUUUACAACUGGAUUACUCUGGAGCAUAGCCCAUAACGAGAAAUUCGCGAUGUCAACUGCUGAUACUUUCGAUGUCGAGAAAAACGAAAAGAUUCGCCACGAACAAGAACUCGCACCUAGCUGGUCUUGGGCUUCUGUGACAGCUCCCGUCAUGUACGCGACUAAUGAGCUGCUCAAUUACGAUCGCAUCUGCAUCAUCGUCAACGUUAACGUUGCCGGAAAUAUUGACAACCAAACUGGUCGCGCCCAAAUCCGUGGCCACACCCGCCGUGGAUACAUAAACGCAGUAUAUCCUCACUCUAUACGCGAAGCAGCCGCGAGAUUCCCACAUAUGACUACUACAAACCUUACUGGGACCCUAGGCCGUGAGGAAACAAACUUCAAGGACCGCAUGUUCCAUCCAAAUGACUGGUUUCUCUUCUCCGAAAAACCGCCCUCGACAGGAAGUUCCGACACCUCCACCCAACGUCUCACAACACAUGGUAGUUUUCGCCUCGUUCGUGGCUCCUUCAAACCCGACCAGAUCAUUGAUCCAGCUCAAGAAAUAACAUUCGUCGCAAUCGCACAACAGCACUUCGGCGCGCAGCUUACCACCCGCUUGCCCUCACACAAGGAAGAUGACGCAUUGAAAGUUCACAGCAUCGCCUUGGUUCCUACGGGGAAGGCAGAGGGGGAAUACCGGCGUGUUGGACUCGCGAUUUGGGAAGAGUGCGCGUGGUAUGGAUACUUGUGUGGCUGGAAGGAUGCGCGUGAUAGAAUUGUAGAGAAACCCGGCCGGUGGACGGAGGACGGGCAAUGGACGAAGGAGGGACGGUUGGAUAGAUUGGGGAGGAGGUUGUGGUGGGACGACUUGGAAUACUAUGAGGAAACUAAGAAGGGGUCUCAUCAGCAUGCAUAUGAGGCGAAUUGCUUGCCAGAGAUGGGGAAAUAUCACAAGAAAGUCAAUGUGAAAGAGACGACGCUGGUCAUCGUGUGA
This is a messenger RNA of Cucurbitaria berberidis CBS 394.84, 1203 nucleotides long. RefSeq lists its product as uncharacterized. The transcript has a single exon. The record is from RefSeq and is a predicted model, not a curated record. The coding region runs from base 1 to 1203 and encodes 400 amino acids. NCBI's taxonomy places the organism in Eukaryota, Fungi, Ascomycota, Dothideomycetes, Pleosporales, Cucurbitariaceae.